Lucilia sericata (common green bottle fly) is the source of this 1921-nucleotide messenger RNA. RefSeq names its product 4-hydroxybutyrate coenzyme A transferase. Gene Ontology annotation, biological process: acetate metabolic process. The transcript is spliced from 6 exons. Gene Ontology annotation, molecular function: acetate CoA-transferase activity. Gene Ontology annotation, cellular component: mitochondrion. The record is from RefSeq and is a predicted model, not a curated record. Lineage: Eukaryota; Metazoa; Arthropoda; Insecta; Diptera; Calliphoridae. The coding region runs from base 168 to 1592 and encodes 474 amino acids.
CGCCGUUAAUAUUUGUCGGCGCAGGGCUCUGCUCCAGACGCAAAUUUAUAAAAAAAUUAAUAAUUACGUUUUGAGUUAAACAAAUCAGUCCAAAUUUAACUUUUGAAAGGAGGAGUGUGCUAAACAAAAGAAAAUAAUUUGCGUUAACUAAAACGAGCAGUUUAAGCAUGGCAUCUAUGUUGGCUAAAAAUCUAAGACGUGUUGUCGUUGGCGGCGGAAGACAACCCAUGGUCGCUGGCCUCAAUAACUACUUCACUUAUGCCAAUGAAAUCUCACAUCCCUUGAAUCGUAAACCGCCAAAUGUAACACCCGAGGAAGCAGUACAAUGUAUUCAAUCUGGUGACACCGUUUUCUGUUCUGGUGCUGCUGCCACACCCAAUGCUCUUAUUAGUGCCAUGGUUGAACAUGGUAAGAAGUGCAAUUUAGAAGAUGUUACCGUAUGCCAUAUGCACACUGAAGGUCCAGCCGCCUAUACUUUACCCGAAAAUGAGAAACAUUUCCGUUCCAAUUCCUUCUUUAUGGGUGGCAAUGUACGUAAGGCUGUAGCCGAGGGACGUGGUGAUAACUUUUCGAUUUUCUUGCAUGAAAUUCCACAAUUGUUCUAUCGUAAAAUUGUACAACCCGAUGUUGCCUUAGUGCAUGUAUCGCCACCAGAUCGUCAUGGCUACUGUUCAUUGGGUACCAGUGUGGAUUGUGUUAGAGCUGCUCUCUUGCAUUCAAAGAAAAUUGUUGCUCAAGUGAAUAAGCAAAUGCCUCGUACCUUUGGUGAUGCUCCCAUUCACAUGUCUCAUUUCGAUGCCAUGAUUGAAGUUGAUACUCCUCUGCCCCAACAUGGUGGCAAAGGACCCAGUGAAGUUGAAGCUAAAAUUGGUAAAUUGAUUGCCGAGAAUUUAGUACAUGAUGGUGCCACUUUGCAAAUGGGUAUUGGUAGCAUUCCUGAUGCUGUUUUGUCUCAACUACACAACCACAAGGAUUUGGGUAUCCACUCGGAAAUGUUUGCCAACGGUGUUGUCGAUUUAGUUAAGGCCGGUGCUGUUACCAAUCGCAUGAAGAAAAUGCAUCAAGGUCGUAUUGUUGGUUCUUUCUUGAUUGGUAACCAAGCUUUGUAUGAUUUCGUCAAUGAUAAUCCUUUCAUUGAAAUGUAUGCCAUCGAUUAUGUAAAUAACACUAGUGUAAUUAAGCAACAACCCCGCAUGACUGCCAUUAACUCUUGCAUUGAAGUCGAUUUGACUGGUCAAGUUUGCUCUGACUCUAUCGGUACACGUUUCUUCUCUGGUUUCGGUGGUCAAGUUGAUUUCAUUAGAGGUGCUGCUGAAGGUUUGGAUGGUAAAGGUGUACCAAUUAUUGCCAUGCCCUCGGUCACCAACAAGGGUGAAAGUAAAAUUGUACCCACUCUCAAGACUGGUGCUGGUGUUGUUACCUCCCGUGCCCAUGUCCACUAUGUGGUCACUGAACAUGGUAUUGCCUCAUUGUUUGGCAAGAAUAUGCGUCAACGUGCUUAUGAACUUAUACAAAUUGCUGAACCCAAACAUCGUGAAGCUUUGGAAAAGGCUGCCUUUGAACGUUUGAAGGUUAUGCCUUCAAAAUGUUAAACAAUUUAAUUGUUCGUAACAUUUUUGUUUAGCACACAUCACCUAUUAUACCUUAUUGCAUUAAGAUUGACUUGCAUAUAUGCAUUUUGAAUAGAAAAACGAAAACAAAAAAAGUGAAAAAUACGAUCAAUCGUCUUAAGUUUUAAUUAAGUGCGUUAUAUUCUUUAUGACACCUCUAGACUUUUACAUACAACAAACAAUGCUGCUAUAAAACACCAACUAAACUAACAACACCACACUACCAGCUCCUUGGAUAUACAUAUGCCUACUUCUCCUAUUCAAUUGUUAUAUGUUUUAAGUCAAGCAUUAACGAUGAUCGGCCUUUUUGA